UUUCAUUUGGUUUCAAAAGCUUUCUUGGAAAACUUAGAUGGAAAAUUAGUGCUAAGAGUGCUAUUCGUCUUUAAGGAUCUCAUGCAGCAGGCUACAAAGUAUCAACGCGAUUUCAAUACCCAGAGCGACCUGUGGGAUUUGGCAGCCAACAACAACAACGAUCAUCGAGCAAAUCGACCAGCUUUAGUUCGAAAGGAUUCAGCUUACAACAAGAAUUCCUGGAAGAGUAAAACCAAAAGAAACUUUGAUGAGAUCGAUAAGGCUUCCGUCAGUUUUGGCAUACUCAAUCCACUUGUAUAGUUGACUUUUGACUAAGACUUGUAUACGAAUAUAUAAUUAACGCAAAUUCGCUUUGUGUCAGGGGAAACAAGAAACAUAAAUAUACUCAACAGCAACUAGGAAAACGAAAAUAUUUGUAAAUAUAUACA
This is a messenger RNA of Drosophila hydei, 428 nucleotides long. RefSeq lists its product as uncharacterized. The transcript has 2 exons. Bases 82 to 300 code for a protein of 72 amino acids. Lineage: Eukaryota; Metazoa; Arthropoda; Insecta; Diptera; Drosophilidae. The record is from RefSeq and is a predicted model, not a curated record.